AUCGUCGAUUUUUAAACAAUAAAGGAAGCACAACUGGAGUAUUUUCUUUUUUGUUUUACACGUUUAUGAUUUUCCAAAGGUUCGAUUGACGUAUUUUCUCCGCGUCUCUGAAACUUUCAUCCGAAAUUCACUCAAAAACGGACGUGUUUUAUGAUAAAUUUAACUAACGGCAAUAAGAAAGACAACAUUUCUAACCGCUAAACGUGAAUUCUUUAUAAUACAACAUUUAAUUCACAUUCGGCUAAGAAAGAAAGAUAGUUUUAAUCAUUCAGUCAUCCCGUUAUUUCGUGACACAGCAAUGGAGCAGCAGGCAGGACCGUUGCUCUGCUCUCCGUCAGCCCAUCAGAGCAAGAUGCAGGCGACCAUAGGGGUGGGGCUUCACUGUGAAGGCGUGGCCAACCAGUGGAGCCCAUACUGUAAAGAAGAACUGAUGAGUGGAGGAGAAGAGCUGAGCUUCGAGGAGCUGCGGGCAGAAAGAUACAACCAGAACAAACAGAAGGAGAUAGAAGAGAAAAUGAGACAUCUGGUGGAGCAGAAGGAGCAGCUGAGUCAGGAGCUGGAGAAGAAGAGGCUGUUGCUGCUCAAAAAGUCACAAGAGGUCAGUGACUCGAAUCCACCUCCUGCUGCUGCUCCCUUUAAAAUACUCGACGAGUCUCAGUGCGGUUCCGAAGAGUCCGCUGGGAUCUCCGAGCCAUCUUCAAACGAGGUGCCGGACGACGUCUUCCUGUGUCCUGGAGAGAAAGGACUCUGCGUGAAGGUCCAGUUACCUCCACGCCCAGGCGAGAGCCGUCAACGCACCCAGCUGACCGGUCAGCCGGGACCGACCUCAGAGGACAUCCGGACCGAGCAGGACUCUGAUCCCGGAGCGGUGUGCCAGAAAACAGUCUCUAAACCCAAAAAGGAGCUAAGCCCCAUACAGGAGACCAGUAUGGAAGCUGGAUCCCUGACCUCUCUGGGAGAACUGUCAGCUGUAGAUCCCUGUGACCUCGAAGUUCAUAGACAGCUGUUGAAACUCUGUGACAUCACUUCCUCUCAAGACUUGCAUUCAGAGCAACGUCCCCUACCUGCUGUUGAGGAGGACAGCCUUCUGGACCUUGGGGGCGACAUAUUCUUCAUUCACACCAGAUAUUUGGACAGAGGCAGCUUCUCCAUCUUCAAAGGGUUUAAAGCAACUGCAGAGAAUGAGUGUUUCUACAUGAAGGUGGACAGCUGCUCCGUCCCCUGGGAUUUUCACCUGUUUAACCGUCUUAAGAAGGACUCACCAUCUGCUGACAGAAUUCCUCAGAUCAGCUGUUUCCUGUUUGUGGACGGCUGCAUCACUAUCUACACCCCGCCUGCAGACCACCUGUUCACAGAUCUGGCAGAUUCUAACCCGGAUGAGUUAUGUGUAGGUAUUAAAGCCAUCAGCUUGUUGCAGCUGGUGUUGCAGCUUCACUCCUGCAGCCUGCUACAUGCAGGGCUGCAGCCCAGCAUUCUCGCCUCCUGUCACAGAGGUUUGCAGGACUGGCUCUUCCCAGUGGACUGGUCAUCCUCGCUGGAUCUGGUUCUUCAGAAAGACCUUACAUCAGUCCAGCAGCUCCUGUCAGCUCAGACCUACAUCAGUCUGGGUCUACUGCAGCCCACUGACCCACCAUACACGGUGGACCUGGUGGGGGUGGCUGAAACUGUCUACUUCCUCCUGACCAAUGACAAGAUGAUCCCAGUGAAAGACGGACGUGGCUGGACAGUAGAGCAGUACAGUGGUGAUGGACCUUGCGACAUCUUCACCAGGACGUGGCGAAGAUUUUUCCGUUCGUUGCUGAACGCCGGCAUUGGCUCAUCAACGUCUGUCCUGUCGGAGCUGAAGGAUGAACUUUCUUCACUUUAUCUCUGAAACAUCAGGGUUACAUGUUGUCUGUGUCUUAAUUUUUUAUUUUUUUGGUAACUAAAUAAAAUAAAAACACUAUUUGCUGUAA
This is a messenger RNA of Girardinichthys multiradiatus, 1955 nucleotides long. It is a transcript of the gene bub1ba, whose product is annotated as BUB1 mitotic checkpoint serine/threonine kinase Ba. The record is from RefSeq and is a predicted model, not a curated record. Gene Ontology annotation, biological process: meiotic sister chromatid cohesion, centromeric; mitotic spindle assembly checkpoint signaling. The transcript has 14 exons. NCBI's taxonomy places the organism in Eukaryota, Metazoa, Chordata, Actinopteri, Cyprinodontiformes, Goodeidae. Gene Ontology annotation, molecular function: protein kinase activity. Bases 299 to 1873 code for a protein of 524 amino acids.